AUGGGUUACAACAACGUGUACCCGGGCGAACACCCGCAAGUGCCACGCAUCCAGCCAGGGCAGAUUGUGGCAGCUCUGCGCACUGUGUCUCCGGUGCGCUGUGACUGCUCAUCCAACCUCAACCCAGGAGGAGCCAAUGUCCAAGUCUCAUCGCCCAGUACUACAGGUGUAGCCAUAGUUUCUCCAGGGAUCCUGUACCGGGAACCCAAGAUCCCAGCCCCUGAGCGGUAUGACGGCCACCCGGGAGGAUGCAAUGGGUUCCUCACUCAGUGUUCUCUGGUGUUCGAGCUACAGUCCUCCUCGUUUCACACGGAUCGGACCAUGAUCGCCUACAUCAUCUCUCUACUCUCGGGCAAGGCCCUGGCGUGGGCAACGGCAGUACCAGAGGCUGACUUCACCAUUGAGUUCCGCACCCUCGCGGCCGAGAGUGGGUGGGAUACGGAGGCCCUGGUCACCGCUUUCUUCCUGGAUGAACUUGCCCCUUGGGAACUGGAAGAGGACCUCGAGUCCCUGACAACGAUGGCAAUCAGGAUCAAUAACCGCCUCCGAGAACAUGUGAGACAGCGCCUUUUUGACACCACCCCAGUAUCCCGGUUUCCUAAGUACCCCAAGCCCCUCGAACCCAAACUCCUACCCGGCGCCACACCUCCCCGGGGUCGUCUGUACUUCCUCUCAGCCCCUGAAGCAGCAGUCAUGGACAGUUACAUCCGGGAGUUGCUGGAGCCUGGUUUCAUUCGCCCCUCUACAUCCACAGCUGGUGCAGGUUUCUUCUUCGUGGAGUACCUGACCAUUGGGCUGUGCUCGGUGAGUCGUCCUAAAGGCAGCUAUCUGAUCUCCACCUUGUCCUCCAUCUUCUCCCGCUCCUCCCCGGCAGAGCUAAACUCCAUGUUGGUGGUGGUACUGCUGACAGACUUCGAUGCCCAAUGGAGAGCGACCACGCUGGGGGAGAUUACAGCUAACUUCCCCUCCCAGCUGAAGGCAGACCAGCUACUGGUGGUACAUGUCCCCAAGCAGUACUACCCACCAAUAACAGGCCUGAAAAGGAACUUUAACGACAAGGCUGACCGUGUGACGUUCCGCUCCAAACAGAACGUUGACUAUAGCUUCCUGCUUCAGUUCUGCACUGGGCGUAGCCUGCUCUACCUGCAGCUGGAGGACGACGUCUCCUGCUCGCAUCACUUCCUGUCCGCCAUCAGGAGGCGUGUCCAGCAAAUGGAAGUGCCCUGGGCCACGUUAGAGUUCUCAGCGCUGGGUUACAUUGGGAAGCUGUACCACUCAGAACACCUCCCCCUCCUCUCACGCUUCCUCUUCCUGUUCUACCAGGAAAUGCCCUGCGACUUCCUGUUCAGUCACUUCCGGGUGCUUUUGACGCAGAGUGAGGUGAUCCGCUUCACACCAUCACUGUUUCAACACACAGGCUCAUACUCGUCCUUCCUGGGAACCUUCAACAAGCUGAAGGAUGACGACUACGAGGAUCUCUACACCAACCCUGCUGCUGACGUCUAUAGUGACAUACCAGUCUAUAUGGACCAUGUGCCUGCCAUGGCCUGGUCUCCUGGUACUGGAACCUUCUUCUGGGGGCGGAGUCCCUCUUCAGGGAACCACCUAACCAUCACCUUCAGACAUCCUGUUGUGGUUACCACCAUUACCGUGGUGACUGGUUCAGCAGAGGGUCGUGAUCGGUUGGCAUCUGCGACCGUAGAACUGGGUCUCCACCCGGUAACCGAGAAGACGGGGUCGGGGACAACAUGCCAAGAGUUCUAUAGCGUGGGGGAUCUGCAGGGAGGGAGGAUGGACAUGACGGACGUACACAAGAAGAGAUUUGGCCACGCCUCUUCCUGUCUGAAGAUAAGAGUCACAGCCAAGCAGAAUGACUGGGUUAUCAUCAAGAAGAUCAGGAUUACUACAAAGGAGGACUGAACACUCUGAAAACACACACACACACACACUCUCUGAACACACUCACACUGAACAGACACACACACUGAAUGUAGCUAAGGUGAUUUGGUCUGACCCUGUUGUAACGAGUCUAGCGACAGACCGGGGUUCAGAUCCCGCCAGUUACACACACACACACACACACACACACACACACACACACACACACACACACACACACACACACACACACACACACACCCUGAACACACACACACACACUGAACACACGCACAAACCUUGUCUCUGAUUUUCAAGCUAAUUUAAAUCAGGACUGAGACUAGAACACUCAAUAAGUGGUCAGAUGACACGGAUGCUACGCUACAGGACUGUUUUGCUAAAGUGAUGCCUUGGAACUGGGAAACAGAUACCGGGUAGAACUGGGAAACAGAUCCCGGGUAGAACUGGGAAACAGAUACCGGGUAGAACUGGGAAACAGAUCCCGGGUAGAACUGGGAAACAGAUCCCGGGUAGAACUGGGAAACAGAUCCCGGGUAGAACUGGGAAACGGAUCCCGGGUAGAACUGGGAAACGGAUCCCGGGUAGAACUGGGAAACGGAUCCCGGGUAGAACUGGGAAACGGAUCCCGGGUAGAACUGGGAAACGGAUCCCGGGUAGAACUGGGAAACAGAUACCGGGUAGAACUGGGAAACAGAUCCCGGGUAGAACUGGGAAACAGAUCCCGGGUAGAACUGGGAAACAGAUCCCGGGUAUCGGAAGAGUCGUAGGUCUCUGCCGCUCGGCCCAAAGGAACAAACAACUCUGCCCGGAAGCAAGUGGACCUCCCGUCUGCCCGGAAGCAAGUGGACCUCCCGUCUGCCCGGAAGCAAGUGGACCUCCCGUCUGCCCGGAAGCAAGUGGACCUCCCGUCUGCCCGGAAGCAAGUGGACCUCCCGUCUGCCCGGAAGCAAGUGGACCUCCCGUCUGCCCGGAAGCAAGUGGACCUCCCGUCAUCUAAACAAUUUACAACGAGACAGCCCUACAACGAGACAGCCCUACAACGAAACAGCCCUACAACGAAACAGCUCUACAACGAAACAGCCCUACAACGAGACAGCUCUACAACGAAACAGCCCUACAACGAAACAGCCCUACAACGAAACAGCCCUACAACGAAACAGCCCUACAACGAAACAGCCCUACAACGAAACAGCUCUACAACGAAACAGCCCUACAACGAAACAGCCCUACAACGAAACAGCCCUACAACGAAACAGCCCUACAACGAAACAGCC
This is a messenger RNA of Salvelinus namaycush (lake trout), 3173 nucleotides long. Its product is annotated as alpha-1,3-mannosyl-glycoprotein 4-beta-N-acetylglucosaminyltransferase C-like. Bases 1 to 1920 code for a protein of 639 amino acids. Gene Ontology annotation, biological process: protein N-linked glycosylation. The transcript is spliced from 8 exons. The record is from RefSeq and is a predicted model, not a curated record. Gene Ontology annotation, molecular function: acetylglucosaminyltransferase activity. NCBI's taxonomy places the organism in Eukaryota, Metazoa, Chordata, Actinopteri, Salmoniformes, Salmonidae.